ACAACAUUCGUAUCUUUUACGUGCUAAAAAUUUUAAUAUAGUUUCCAUUUUAAGCAAAGUGAGGUAUAUAUUUGGGUAUGGAUUGAACCAACCAAAACAUAGUGAAUAUUAUGGAAUAUUAUUGAUGUUACUGAAUGAUUAUCACACAUCCAAAAACUGAAAUGAAUUGAAAAGAAAAUCAUCUGCAUAAAUGGCGGCUAAAUUAUGGAGUGUACGAACUGCUCUUCUAUUUCUUCACAGAGCAGCAAAAUCCAAAGAAGCUACCGCAGAAUUGAGGACCGAAGACAACGUUCUCCUCAAUUUAUUCACUCCUGCUCAAGAUCAAAAUAAACACGAUGAUGAAUUCAUUGAUUGUGGUCCUUCUCCUCCCGCCGAUGAAAUUCCUUUCGUAUUUGAGACAUUCGAAGAUCCAGGUUACGAAAAUGAAGUCAAAAUAUGUCAACAUACUAUAGAGCAAAAUAUACUGGAGCACAUGCAGAGCGUUUUUGGUAGAACCAGUCUUUUAGAAGAAAUAAGUUCGAACCGAGUAGAUACGAAGAAUAUUUUAGGGGUUUUUUUCGGUGCUUCACGUAUAGAACUGAAUAUAACUUUCUUGUGGGCGUCGUUUGUGAAACGAUGGGAUCUGUUGGAGAGUUUAUUGUAUUUGGGAGCAGAAUUGAAUUAUUUUGAACCGGCUCAAGGGUUGAGUGCACUACAUCUAGCAGCUUUCAGCAAUUGCAUUAGUAGUAUGCAGUUUUUAAUAUCCAAAGGAUGCGAUAUCAACGCUUUAUAUAAAUGUUAUACCCCUCUACAUUGCGCUAGUUUCGGCGAUAGUGUUGAAGCUACUUUAUUUCUAAUCAAAAAUGGCGUCAAUAUUGAUGCUUUCACCAAUACGUUAUAUGAAGAAAACGAAAGUGCGCUCCAUUGCGCAGUUAGAGCCAAUUCUAUAAAUUGUGUAAAAGUUUUGGUAAGACACGGUGCCGAUGUUGAUUGUUCUGAUUACUCUCCAAUACAUUUGGCUGCCGAUUUAGGAAAUUCAGAAUGCAUAAGAUAUUUAUUAGAUGGCAAAGGUGCGAAUGUUAACGGUAAAACUAAAGAACAAGAGCAAUCUCCUCUACAUUUGGCUUCAAUGAGAGGACAUAAAGAAUCCAUAUUUGUUUUGCUUUCUAGAGGUGCCAAUCCAGACUCAAAAGAUCACAUGGGACAAACAUCUUUGCACCUUGCUGCUAGAGCUCAAGAUAUAGAUUGUGUGGAAUUGUUAUUGUCCAAAGGCAACGCAAAUCCAAAUAUAAGAGACUAUGAUCGUCGAACGCCUUUACAUGCCGCUAUAGGAAAAUCUACUAGAUCUAGUAAGAUCAUAGAAGCACUUAUACAAAAUGGAGCUAACCCUAACGUUGAGGAUCAAUAUGGAUACACACCAUUACAUAUAGCUGCCCUAAAGGGUUUUUCUGAAUGCGUAGAAACUUUAAUUUCCCAUGGAGCAGAUGUAACGGCAAAACAUAAAUGUGGUUCAACUGCUUUGAGUGUAAUUAGAAAAAAAGUUCCAGGUACUUUUGGUAUGUUUGUCAAAAAAUUGGAUCAGGCUAUUACUUUGCACAAUACUGAUACUUAUAAUAACGAAUUAGAGCUGAGAUUAGAUUUCAGGGUGAUAUUACAGCAUAACAACCCGGGAGAGAUUAACUUUCUAUUCACUUUAGUAGAGGAAGGUUACAAAACAAUCUUACUGCACCCUUUAUGCUCAGCCUUACUCUAUAUCAAAUGGAGAAAAAUCAGAAAGUACUAUUUAGCGAGGAUCUUCUUAUAUUGUGUUUUCAUGUUAUGCUUGUCUUUGUAUGUACUGACAACGCUUGCUCACCAUUGUUAUAAUUAUGGAAAAAAUUUCAAAGAUUUGAAUCCGGAAGAUGUAAUAGAACUGUGCGAAAAAAAUUCUUUACUGGGUUCUUUUUUAAGAGAUAGUCCUUUUGUAAUGGAAAUGCAGUGGUUUGUUUUGGUAGGUAUAACAUCCAUAGAAAUUCUCAGGAAAUUAUAUGGUAUUGGUGGCUACCAUUCCUUAAGACAAUAUUUCUCUUUUCCUGAAAAUAUAAUUGAGUGGUUUGUUAUCGCUAGUGUGUUUGUUAUAUCUUUUAUAUAUACUGGUAGAACGUAUCUUUGGCAAAAUCAUGUUGGAGCUUUCGCCAUAUUACUAGGUUGGACUAAUAUAAUGCUAAUGGUAGGACAGCUACCGGUUUUCGGUAUUUAUAUUGCCAUGUAUACUAGAGUUCAAAGUGAAUUUGGUAAAUUACUUUUUGCUUAUUCCGGCGUACUCAUAGGAUUUACUCUAAGUUUCUGUGUCAUAUUUCCAGAUUCGAAUUUUUUUGCGAACCCGUUCAUAUCCUUGGUUACCAUUAUAGUUAUGUUAUCAGGUGAAUUGAAUUUAGAUAUUUUAGUCGAUGAUAAUCCAGAUAAUCCUCACUAUUUAUUGGAAUUUACAGCACAAGUAGCGUAUAUAAUUUUUGUUUUGACUGUUACUAUAAUUCUCAUGAAUCUUUUGGCUGGUAUAGCAGUAGAUGACAUUAAAGGAUUACAAAAAACUGCUACUCUUUCUAAACUAGUGAGACAAACUGAGCUAAUAUCUCACAUGGAGAGAGGAUUAUUCAAUGGAAGUCUUCCUAGGUAUAUUUUAAAACGUUUACACGUUUCAGCUUUGGUAUCUCCGAAACCUUCGAAAGUAGUUUUGAACGUCAAACCUUUGAACCCAAAAGAAACUCGACUACCUAAAGAGAUAAUUAAGGAAGCUUAUUAUGUCUCCUUGAAGCAAAAUAAUGCUCCUUAUUACAACCACGUUCUAAGUGAACCUGGCGAAAAUUAUUGGUUUAAUAACGACAUAACUAAAAAGGAACAUUGCUUAGAUAAACAUUCGUUAUCUUUGCUCCAGAGAGAAAUGAAAAAGAAAAAUGAAGAGCUUGAAAAUUUGAGAUUAUCUAUUCAAGAAAUGAAGAGAGCUUUUGAUGAUCACCAACAAAAUAUGGAACAAUUUAUGAAAAUUUUAGUACAUAAAAGAAAAAGCAGUAGAUGCUAGCAGCUUAUGCCUAAUUUGACAAAUUUCUCAAUCAUUUUUUCAGGUAUGGCAUAAAAAUUGAUAAUACUAUAUUAAUGUUUUGUCAACAAAGAUGCCCUUACGCAUAUUUAGACGUAUGGAAGGAAAAUAUAGAAUAUACAAAAUAUAUUUCUAGGAUUCGGGACUACCAAAUAAUUUAAUUCCAUAAAAAGAUCACCAACCUUUAUAGGAAAAAUUCAUUCAUUUAUAAAUCGUUUAAUUAUUAAUUAUAGAAGACUAGCGAUAUUCCCAGGUCGCUAAUUCCAAAUAUCCAUAUUCAUUAUGGUCAAUAGAGAAAAUAACACUCCCUACGAGAGUCGGAUAUUCGUCACGCUUGAUCUUUAAUAAACUUAUCAGAGAAGAUAGAAUUUAAAAGUUCACUAAAUGCCUAUAGGCAAAAUGGUUAUGUUAGGUUAGCUUUUCUGCUCACUUUUUUAAAUGCUCCGUGAUUGUAAGCAUCUUCCCUCCUGUUUAUGAGGAUCUCCGUUCCAAUAGAGCUCUUGGCUUUUGGCAUCACUUCCAUGAUGUUUCUCCCCUUUUCAAGACCUUGCCUUUGGAAAACGUAAAAUUUUCGCAAACAAUUAAACUUUUUCCACGUUCACAUUCAAUAACUGAAACCGACAUUUUUCAAUAUGAAAAGAAAAUGGACAUGUUUAUUUCAGAUUUGAGGUAUAUAUACCUAAUAACUAUUAACCUAUUGUUCGGAACUAAUUUUGUAUCCUUUUAUUUGAAGAGAUUAAUAAUUUUCAAUUGAAGGAUUUCUAAUUUGUAUUUUUGAGCAAGAAAAGCAGCAAUGAAAUGAUAGAUAAUUACGUAAGGUUAGGUUCUGUUGAACGAUAGAAAUAUUACAGAUAGUGUAAGUCUGAUGUCCUAAUUUCGAUGAGAAAGAAAGAGACGAAAAGGUUACACUCGAUUCUAUAUGUUUCGCUCUAUGUUUGGGUAAACCUUUCACUCUAUAUCUCUCUCGUACGGACUGCAGUAUCUUAAAGGUUAAACACACACAAAAUAUGUUUUAAUGGUGAAGAUUAUAAGUCAUAUGUACAGCUUAUUCUAACAACAAAUUUUUCUUCGAAAAAAAAUCGUCAUUUAUAACCGUGGACGGGAUGACACAAUUUUUAUGAGUUAAUAACCAUGGCCAUUAUGAAAUUAAUUAAACGAACGACCAUCUAUCAUUGCUGCCUUCCUUGCUCAAACAUAUAAAUUAGAGAUCCUUCUAUGAAUAAUGAGUUGAAAUAAAUGGAUAAAAAUUAAAUUUCAAAAAUUCAAAUUUACAAAUUUGAAAAGCUUACAUUGUUGUUUAUUUUUCAAUAUAGUCUCAAUUUUUUUCGAUACACUUUUAUAGACGGUGAUGCAUUUUUUGCAUUCCUAAGUCGAAGAAGUCUCCCGCAAAUGAGUUGAGGAAGCGUGUAAGCUCUGUUCGGACUUCAUCAUCCCUUCUCAGGCCACCGGGCUACGGGAUAAAUCCGGUUUGAACAGGGGAUGGAUCCAUAUUAACGACCUAUGAUCGAGCGUUAUCGGGAAGGAGGACUAUUCCCUCCGGCGAUUCAGGAUUGCUCACAGGAGUUUGGUCAUAAUAUCUAUCUGAGUUUAUGGUCGCCCCAGAUUCCAUAACCUUUCCUGCUGACUCCGUUGGUUUGAAUUUCUAUGGUGGCGGUGAUCCAGAGUGACGCCAAUGACCAGAUUGUUGUGUUGUUUCGGGAAUUUAAUGAAACCCCCACUUUUAAUUUCCUGAAACAAAUUCUUGUUGCCUACCCCCUCACAUUGUUGACAAAUCUUACGAGCACAGUCAAGGCGUUGAUACUUGUCCGUGAGUCGGCAUCCGAGGAAUCCAACGAACAUUCACCUCGCGAUAACCUAUCGUUUCUGUGAAAGUUCUUUCAAUUGUGUCAUAGGAAGCUUCAGAAAGGCAUACAACAAGUUCACGAACAGUGACUAUCCGAUUUUUGUACGGUUCACUUAUCAUCUUCUGAACAAUCGUAUCCGAAACCAGCAGUCUCUCACACUGUUCUUUGUAGUGAUCUUCCGUGCGACCAUCCGCAAAAGACCUGGACCAUUCGAAUGUUUAGGAUUUAAUUUAACAGUGACGAUAUGUAUAUCGUCAUGUCAAUCAUUACAAGUUGUACUUCCUACAACUCCUUGUGUGGGAUCAAAGUUCUUUGUUUAAAUUGUUUUUCAAUAACCACAUUCCCUUUUUUACUGGUUCAGUUCCAUAGUUCUAAGUUAUAGUUCUCCUACUUGGCGAAGAUAACUGGUUUCACACCAUGUAAAUAAGUUGUAAAACAUUGCAGUGUUUUGUGACCUACUCUUAUGAAUUCUAUAUUUCCAUUUCUCUCCCGAUCAUUAAGCAUUUGAUAACUUAAUUUCCCCCAUAUUUUGUAGGUACUCAAUAUUGUGUUUGAAUGUUCAUGUCAUUUCUUUCGAUGAAAUGAAGGGUCGUUUAUAGAUAAUCAGCAAAUCUUUUAGAAGCUUGGCUUCUUAACUGAUUUCAACCUAAAUUCUUUUUUACUUUUCUCUGUAGCAUAUUCAUUUUCAAUUUGCAAUUUGCAAUUUGCCAAAAUCUAAUUGAUCUGCUCUUCUUGUGAUAUGGUACCAACUCUAAGCAAGCAGGGGCUGAAAUUUAUAGAGUUUGUAAGUUGUAGAAAAGUUACCUCCUUUUUUGUUCUCCUUAUUUUCGCUGUACCGGAUUCAUAACUAUUUAUUUGAGGAGAUAUUAUCAACUCUUUACAAUUUACUGUAAUUCUCUCUGUUAUCUUUAUUGAAUCUAUAUUUUUUUAGAGUUAUUAGGUAGCCUUUCGUGCCCAUUUGACCUACUACUUUUAUACCUACAUUACACUAAGUUUAUUACUUCAUAUUAAACCUCAACCUCAUCAAGUUAAAUAAAGCUUUGGUGAAAAAAUGGUAAUACCACAUCAAUACAACAAAAAAAUGUAGUUUUCUGACUCUAAGGAAGCUGAUCAAAAAGAAUGAGUUUAUCAUUGCAGAAACAAAUUUAGUCCUUUAGAAUAUCAUUAUAGAUAUGAGCGUGAAAUGAAAUAUACCGUCAAUUGAUAUGAUUAGCUGAUUUAGCAAACAUUUUUUAUUUUAUUAUCUAAAUCUGAGUUGGGCAGAUAUACUCAGUUUUUUUAAUUGAAUUAGUCAUCGCAUCUGCUGAUCUCAUCUCAGAUUUAGAUAGGAUUGAAUUGAUAAAGAUGUAAUAUAUCGGUUAAAUCAGAUAUGUACCUAAACUGAAACAUCGUUUUUUGAUUUUAUUAAUAAAAUAUUGAAACGAA
Molecule: messenger RNA, 6324 nt
Organism: Diorhabda sublineata
Lineage: Eukaryota; Metazoa; Arthropoda; Insecta; Coleoptera; Chrysomelidae
Product: transient receptor potential channel pyrexia-like
Exons: 3
Coding region: 191-3037 (948 amino acids)
Biological process (GO): monoatomic ion transport; transmembrane transport
Cellular component (GO): membrane
Molecular function (GO): protein binding; monoatomic ion channel activity
Source: RefSeq, a predicted model, not a curated record